This is a messenger RNA of Thalassophryne amazonica, 1394 nucleotides long. It is a transcript of the gene irak1bp1, whose product is annotated as interleukin-1 receptor-associated kinase 1 binding protein 1. The record is from RefSeq and is a predicted model, not a curated record. The transcript is spliced from 4 exons. The coding region runs from base 11 to 703 and encodes 230 amino acids. Gene Ontology annotation, biological process: canonical NF-kappaB signal transduction; immune response. Lineage: Eukaryota; Metazoa; Chordata; Actinopteri; Batrachoidiformes; Batrachoididae.
CGUCUUCAACAUGAAUUUCGUGCCGUCUUCUGACGAGCAGCCGCUCCAACAGCGGACGGUUACACGAGAAAGUGCCGGUCAAAGUAGCAGGACCAGCGAGGUCCAGGUUACAGGGACAGCAGAGGUUUGCUUCCCGGCGGACCGUGUGUCCGUGCGCGUCAGCGUGCGCAGCAGCAAGGAGUCAGUGAGUGACGUCAGCAGCAGCGUCUCACGGCGGAUCCAGUACAUCGUCCAAGUCCUCAGACAGCAUGGCGUGAAGGAUGAAGAUACUUCAAUCAGGAAGUUCCUGAACCAAGAGUCAGACGUCUACCGCAUGGAUGCUGAGGUCACAGUCAUGUUCACGAACUUUGAGAAGAUGGAAGAAGUGUGUUGCGUCCUCUUGGAUAAGCUGGACAAGAGCGUGUGCAUGGGGAAGCCUCAGUUCUUCCACAGUGCCGAGUGCCUCAACCGAAUGAGGUGGCGUGCGUGUGUGUUGGCAGUUGAAAACGCACAGCAGAAAGCCAGCGAGGUCAGUCAGCUUCUGGGGCAAAGUUUGGGUCCCCCGUUACUGGUCAGAGAGGAGGAAACAAAGGAGUGGAGAAAUGAGGAGGAUGGGAGCAGAGCUGUCCUCCAUCCUCAGUGCGCCUUUAUUCCCACCGUCUCCAUCUGUUCCCGAGUGUCCGCGUCCUUCAGCCUCAGAGCCACGAACAGGAAAAACCUCUGAAGACUUUUGUCACAAACUCACCCAGUUCAUAUUUUAGUCAGAACAUUUUAUUGUGCCAUUUUUACGCCUCAAAAGUGCAACAAUAACCUUCAAAUACAGAAGCCACAACAGUCAUUAGUUAAGAAAAAAGAUAAAACUUACGUUUUAAAGAGGUUUUUCACAGUUCUUAAUUUAGAACAUUUUUUCAGAAGGUCAGUGUAACUUAUUUAUAAUAUUUUUCAUCUCACUCCAGUUUAUACAGAUUCAAAUUAAAACAAGGAUUUGUACAAGUCAAAGAUUUAAUGUUUGGACAGUUACAGUCACGAGAGAGUAAAGCCGUCAGAGUGAAAUUAUACAGUUUUGUAAAUAUCCUGAAAAGACCUCAGGUCACCCUGGAACUGGAGCUGUGGAUUUGGAAGUUAUGACCAGUAGGCCUCUGGAACAACCUCAAGAAAAUUUUAUUUCUUAAAACAUGAAAUAUCUUAGUGAGACAUGAUUCUGACAGCAGGGGGCGCCUUUGGGUCAGGAAAAUACUUCUUUCCAGUUUCUCCAGGUAUAGUUUGGGCCUUGACAUCCCAUGAUGCUUCACUGCCAGCAUGCUCUGUGUGUGUGUUCCCGAUUCAGGAAUCCUACAGAAGCAAAAAUGUGUUCUUGCCACUUGUCCAAACAGUUGGUGUGUAAUUUUGCUGCAUUUUUCUCAGCUGAUUUCAAC